UCAGUCACUGAGAGUUAAACCAGAUGAGAAUAUAGUGCUUAUUCGCGCAGCAGCUAAUUUUCUAUGCUAUGAUAAUGUGAUUUAUAGUUGAUUGAAUCAGGAGAGUAAAACUAGUUUUCCAGAAUCAAUCACAGGGAAGAAUAGUGACUUUUGUGGUCAAUUCAAUGACUGUGUUGAAUUCGGUUCCACCAUCAAUGAGACAUUUAACCUUUGUCUCGCCCGGUGGGACAGCUCCGAGUGGUUGUGCGAGAUUUUGUUGAAUUGUGGAAUUCUUGUAUUUACCGGAGCAGACAGCAUCACCACCGAAACCAUCCCCGGUAGUCCACAAUCAUGUUGAUGAAGGGAAGGGUGAGAGAACGUUGUGAAUCAUUUGGAAGUUGGUUUUCGCUAGAGUGAUUAGAACGGAUUGUGCAUUGCUACAAGAAACCGAAGAUUCGACGUCACACACAGCUGUCUUGUGUGGCGAGGCUGAAGCGUUCGAGUGAGUGGAAUACUGAGAAAAGUGGUACAGAUGCAAAAUUGUCCCUUCAAAGAUAGCUGCGAAACACAGCACGCGAAUUGCAAAUUGCACUCGUACAAAGAGUUUGGUUCAAUCCAUACCGUAAGCAAUUUUUGAGCAAGAGAGAAAAAUCCGUCACAAUGUUGAAAAACAUCUCUCAAGAUCGCGGAACAAACAGAAAUCGGAACGAACCUGGCCGGUUCUUCGGCGAUGGAGUAAGCUUCAAGGCCAAACUGAUUGGCAUCCUGGAGGUUGGCGAGGCCAGAGGAGAUCGCAUGUGUCAGGAAGCGCUGCAGGACCUCAAAAUGGCCAUCCGAGCUGCCGGUGAGCACAAACAAAGGAUUACGAUCCACGUUACUAUCGAUGGACUGCGAUUGAGAGAUGAGAAAACAGGGGACUCUCUCUACCACCAUCCAGUGCAUAAGAUAUCGUUCAUCGCGCAGGACAUGACGGAUUCGCGUGCAUUUGGCUAUAUUUUUGGUUCGCCCGACAGCGGGCAUCGCUUUUUCGGCAUCAAGACCGACAAAGCCGCCAGCCAGGUGGUGCUGGCGAUGCGUGACCUCUUCCAGGUCGUGUUCGAAUUGAAGAAGAAAGAAAUCGAGCUUGCUAGACAGCACAUUCAGAGCAAAAUUACAGCGCAUGAACAUCAGGCGGUUGCGAUGGCCGUCAAAACCUCCAACGUCGACAGUUACGGCAAAAGUUCGUCCGGCGAUGGUGCUUCCUGUCCAUUGGCCGGUUCCGGUCUGGCUGGCGCGAGCAGUUUGAAGUCGAAUGUUAAGUGUGAGAAAUCCCCCGAAUCGGUAGCCGAUCUCGUAGAUUUAGAGCAAGAGCUUAGUUCUAUACAGCGUGGCAUCACACAAAUGGAGCGGAUAACCCCGAACGAAGUCCCCUCGAAAAGCGUCAUCGAUGACGAUCCCUUCGGAGAUUCAUUCGCCAAUAUUCCGCCGGCCUAUAAUCUACUACCACCUCCCGAGACUAGCAAACGCCAUUUGAAACAAACACACAGAUCGACUGAAAAUUUACCAGUUGCUGAAACCAGUCCGGCGGUGGUUUCUUCAUCUCCACCCAUCCCAUCAACGCCAUUAGCACCAUCAUCCCAAACGGCACCACCCGUUUGCACCACUCCUGGUCCCGCUCCCGCUACAAUGUCUGCGAGCAAUUCUAAUCAGAACGAUGAUUGGCUUAACUCACCUCCCAACACGUCACGCUUUGAUCCCGAACCUGCGAAAUACUCUGACGAACCUAACCUCAAAGAGUUGGAAGAAGGAUGCAAGUUUCAGUUUCUUCAGACACACCUAAGUGCACCACAGCCCUCGUCCUAUACCGAUGUCUUCACCGAUCUGGAUCCGCUUGGGACAGGGAAAAUCAAACCCUAUAUUGAUAAGAAGUUCUUCUUCCAGGAGCUAAAAAAUCCACCAAAAAAAGUGCUUAAAGAUCUAUCCGGUAGAGAUAGUACUUUCAAUGCCAACUUCUCCUCCGAUGACCAUCAACGUCAAUCGCCUCGUUCAAUUCCGUCUAGCACAAACAUCACGUCCUCGGGGGGAGCUGAGUCUUUGAAAGCAACCUUCGAUGAGAUUAGCGCCAGAGAAAAUGAACCUUCAGCCGCCGAUUUUCUUGAUCCAUUCGCCAGCAAAGCCGUUGAUCCUUUCAUGGAAGAUGAAGAUUUCUCAAAACUACACAUCGAUCCAUUUGACGUCAGCUUCCCCAGAACCGCUACCCCAAAGCACAAUGAAUCCAAAGCCCAGGAAGACACAGCAACAAAGCUCGCCACUAUAUCAGAUGAAGGAAAAUCCGACGAUAGUCCAGUGGCUUACAAUGGUCCCCUUCAGGUUAAUCUUCCGCCCGAAAGUUGGGCUAGUUACAUCAGCCAGAAGCGUCUCGAGCGGCAAAACUCCGACACAACCACUUCGCCAGGGAUGGGCACUACCAGAAAUCGUCCGAAUGUGUUCAAACAGAACACGGUUGAUGUAAUCUCCAGUAUUAGUAGCAGCUCGAAAAAAAUUAAACCGAACCUUUUCGGGCAAAAAUUUUCCAAGCGAGAUUCAAACAGCAUAAAUAUGCGACGUUUGCAGGAGAGUGAUUCCUUGAGUGAGAAUGAAACUGCCCCUGAGCCUCCUCCUCGACCAGACUCGGGAUCGCACAUCGAGCCCCCUCCUUUGCCACCUAAAAAACAAUUUGCCGACAUCGUGAUACGACCGUCUCCAAGAUCAGGACCUUCCGCUACCCCGAACUCGGGAGGUUCUACGAGAGAACGGUACGAUUUCAUUGGUUCCAAGCUGGAGUCGAAAAGUCAAUCUACCGGCGAUAAUGCGCCUCCACUACCAUUACCAUCGCGGAAAGUUAAUAGAGCCGACUCAUCAUCUCCGGGUCGUCCUUUCAAGAAACUGAAUGAAGAAGAUGAUUACCUGCAACCGAUCACCUCUAAAUCAGAGAUUCCGACAUUAUUACCUCCACCACAACGCAAGGAUGCUUCGAAAACACGGGCCGCACGCAAAUCCGAAACGGAUCCCCGAAAUCUGGACGAGCCCACGCCUCCGGCACAUUCAAAGUCUCCCACUUCGCGGGACAAAGAAUCGCUUAUACCGGACAUCACACUCAGUCAAUUACUAACACUAGGUAUCGAUGAAUUAGCCACAAAAUUAAACGUUCCGGUUUCCAAGUUAAGCACAAUGACCCUGGUGGAACUCACAUCAUAUCUUUCCGAAUUCAUCGAGAACAGCAAAACCUCUCCCUCGGUAGCAUCUUGGAAUCAAGAAGCUGAAAACAGUGACUCGCCGGUGUUCAAGGUCAAUUUCGAUGAUCAAAAUGAAAACACGUUUGUAGCCAAGUUCGACGACAACUUCGGAGAGGAGAACUCCUUUGUAGCAAACUUUGAUCAUCUGAAUCAGCAACAAGCACACCGCACAGUGGCACCACCUGCACCACCUCCCGUCGAUAAGUAUGCCGUAUUUCGAGAAAUCAUUGGACAGGAAAUCGGUUCUUCUCCAGAACCUCACAAAGGUGAUUCAAGGGAAACUGGUCUCAAUUUGACUACAUUAGAUUUCGACAGAGAAGUAGCAAGCGAAAUGAACAGGCUGUCACCGAACAUAACCGCCGACCAAUUCGCAACGUCACCUUCCCAGUCGCAGUCAUUUACAACAGCAAGUCCCGUGUCCGUACCAAUGACAAAAAUUGACACCAAGAUCACCGAAGUCAUUUCUCAUGCUAAAGAUCGUUACGCUGCGCUGAGAGAUAUCAUUCUGGUAGAGGACCUAUUCGAGAAAUCAUCCCCACCUGCACCGCCCACAUCUUCCGCACCAAUAGCGCGCAUGGAAUCAUCUUCAUUCGAAGAUCGGGACACCGAGGAUGAACACAAAUUCGAAACCAACUUCGAUGACAUGAUUCAAGAGGAACGCCAAUCACCCGAAAUCAACAUUUCCGACGCUGACAUCAAUAGGGAUUUCCCUGAGCAGGAAGAACAACAACUGCAGCCAUCCCUGCAAAAUCUUGAAAUACCAGAGUCUCAGAAUCUCUCCGGCUUCCGCAGUACUCCGAAGGAGGAUUUGGAGAUAGAUGCAUUCAUGCAGAAAGCAGUAUCCAAUCUGUCACUCCACAGCACCGGGCAGCUGUCACCAGCAGCCCAAUCUGGCCCAGGGUUGACGUUAAAAUCUCCUCAGCUGCAGAGCACAUCAACGUCACCAAGUCAUCCACCGCAAAGCCGAUCUCCGGUAGCGGCUAGGGACAGCAGCUUACUACAGGAUGUGUCCUGCGAUGCGGCGGCUAAAGCAACACUUAACGACAUGAGCACUUCGCCGAUACCGAUCGUAAAAUCUCCCAUGGCCAAGAGUCCCACCAUCAUGAAGGCGUCGUCGUCUUCGCUAACAAAAUCUCCACUCCAGAUCGCGUUCGCCGAGGGGACAACAGUGCUGGGUGGAACGAAGAAGAGCGCUGAUCCGAUGCAGAAGCGGUCGUCUGGUUCCGCAAGCGAUGGUGGGGAAUCAUCGCCGGAAGCGGAGCGUAAUCGGGAUAUCAAACCAUCUAAACUCACACCAACAAACAACGAGUCAUGGGCUGUGUUCGAUCAGCCUGAACCUCCACCUGGACAGAAGAAACAUGAUCGUGGUCGUUCACCGAAAGGAAGGACCGACCUGCUAGACAAGAACGGUCCCGACUCGCCCUGCUCAUCGGACCCGAAGGACGAGUGGAAGAGUGACCGUGACUAUGGACGCCGUUGGCCCACCAAGGGACACACUUCAUCAUCCUCUAGGGAUGUUUCGCCCUGGGACGAGGAUGAUCCGGAGUACAGGAAACGACCACCAAGUCAUCAUCCUCCGACGUCGGGCGAACGAUAUCACCACCCUAGAAUGCCACCUCGGCGCAUCAACUCCAACGACGAUGACUAUGAGGAUGAGCUGAAGGAACGUUCCGAACGGAGGCGGCGAAUGAAGGGUCAGAUAAGUGCCAGAAGCCGGGACAAUUUCGACGACGAGCAUUGGUAUCACGAACAUCAAAGCUGGUCGCCAACCGACGAGGAUGAGCGGCCGGAUCGUUCGAGGUCGUUCGAUAGGAAUGCAUACGAGCGGAGCACCUAUGGGCCCCCGUAUGAGAAACGUGAGCCCAAAAGUAUGCCUGCGUACGAUAGGAGGGAUUAUAAGAAUUAUGAUAAAAGAAAAUACUACAGGGAAAGAAGUAGACCGAAUUAUGAGUAUGAUCCUUACAGUGAAGGGUACGAUCAGCGGAUGAUGAAGGGUAGGGUUGAUUAUGAGGAUGUCUACGAGAGGGCACCUCGUGACUCGAGAGCACCGAGGGAAUAUUUCUAUGAAAGAGAGAGGAAGAGUUUCGACCGUGACAGUAACGAGUCUUACGAUCGACGAAGUUUGGGUAGUGGAGAUUUGUAUGGCAGCUUGGAUAGUCGCGGUGACUAUCGGGAGAGGGAUCGUUACCUGUCGUUGGACAAAUCACGAUCGUUACGGCGAGGAGUGCGGAAUUCCGGAAGUGCCAGAUUAGAUGAUCCAGAUCACGAUUCGGAGGGCGAUCUGAUAGGCGGACGGCGGGGUGAUACGAAUAGCCUUCAUCGUUCUAGUCAAAACAUCCGGGGCAAGCAGCAACAAGUGGUUGACGAUGAGGUUUGGGGAAUGGCAAUGGCUGGCAAAUCUGGGUGGAAGCGUCCUUCGAGUGCCACUGAUCAGGAACGACGCUACAAUGAAGGCAGGAGGAUGUUGACAUCGAUGACACUGGCAGGUUCCGAUGGAGAAAAGGAUCGUCGUUUUCGUAAAAAGAGUAGAAAUCGUUCAAAAGAGUCGGACAUUAGGCCAGGGUAUGCAACUAUGCGGUAUCCGCCACGUUCCAAAGAGGAUUAUUUUGAUUUCGAUGCAGAUACUCGUGGGAGUGGUAAUGGGGGGAGCAUGUACGACAAUGAUGAAGAGGAUGAUGUGGGUAGUGGUAAAAUUAUAAACGAAUCAAUCGGCGAGAGUCCAUCCUAUUACGGCCGGAGACAACCUUCUUCGUACUACAAACCUCCUACUCCGCGCUCUGAAGGGCGAACUCUCAAUGAUUCACUCAUAGCACAAGAAGCCAAAAAGAUGUCUCGAUAUGCGUAUGAGGAAGAGACCAUGCGUAGAAUGAAGAAAAGCAAUAGUCGGGAUCUCUACUUCGAAGACGAGGACAAAGGGCGUUUCAGUGGCAAAUUCGGAUCCGGAAAUUUCGAGGCUGCGACACCACCCAAAAGUGCUAAAAAUGUGAGAAUGGAGUUCGAAUUCGAAGAUUUUGGGGACACUCCUCAGUCCAAUACCAGUAGCAAGUUCAACUUCGAAGGUGGGGAUGGGUUUGAAAGUGAUUUCAACUCACCACCGGUUCCGCCUUCUGGCGAAAUUCAAACCACACAUCAUAGCGCAAAAUCAUUCAGAUUUUCGAACGAUUUUUCCGAGAAGGAAUCCGGUCGCCAUCAUCAAAGCUAUCAUCAGAAAAAUCAGCCUCCGGGCUUUGGUGGUGGUUUCGAAGCAGAUUUCACUUCUACACCACGAUCAGCUCCAGGCAUCCAGCAGACGGCUUCGAAAUUGCGUUUCAACGAAAAUGUAACCAUUUCGAAAUUCAAUGCGGAAGCGAAUACUGCCGGAACGCACAUGUUCGAAGACGAUUUCACCGGCCGGCUCGAUCCUGAACUGGAAGAUCAAUGGGCAACCGAUCGUCAGCCUUCCUCUGCCGCGAGCAAUGGGAGUAAGAAAAUUCUCAAAAUUUCUAGUCAGCAUCACUCACAGUCACAGGAUAACAUCCACAAAUCAGACAGUGUGAAUAUUUUCGCCAAAAAGGUUGAGGAUCCUUUCGAGGAUGAUGACUUUUUCUCGACCGGCGGAACAGCGGCAGGAGAGAAGGAUCCAUUCGGCAGUGAAGCCAACAGUGGUCCUGGCAAUGAUUCGACGAACGCUCCCGGUCCGGGAGGGCAGUCUGGGUGGGACAAGAAUUUUGCAAACUUCGACGAUAAUAUCUGAUUACUCGGUAACCUGAUGAUGAACAGUAACGCACUCACUCGUCAGCUGAACCGAACUCUUAGCGUGCGUCAACAAUAUCAAUACUGCUACCAAGGCGAACAUCAGCGAUACUCCCUGGCGAAGGAUAUUAGGAAGCUUUACAUGCGAAUCAGGCAUUUCAAAAAGUAUGAGAUAUUUGUUUAGUGAUUAUAGUUUCGAUAAGUUUUAGCAAUAGUUGACUGAAAUUCUGGUGUUCCAUCGCCAACUGUUGAAAAACACAUCACUCCCUAACGUAUGUUUGUCAUCAAAAUUUGUUCUAAUGUGAAUAUUGAAACGAUGAUUUACAUGUAACUGAACGCAUUUAACUUAUCUAAACCUACUUCGAACUCGCGAAAAGUUCAAUAUGCAUUCGUAUGCAAAGCUCUGAUAAAUAAGGAGAAUAUAGAAAACAAUCUUAUCAGCAUAUCUGUUUUCUAUGUGAGAUCUAGUCAUUUGAAUUAGAACAUUUGGUUGUAUCUUGUCACUUGGUUGUUCCAUUAUGGUUGUCAUAGUUAAAAGGUAUAUUCAUUAUUUUCCAUAGUUCUGGUAAUGAGCGAUUCCAUUUGAAUUCGAGGAUCGAUUUGUUUUUUUUAAUUGGCUCAAAUUUCACAGACGCAUUCUUUAUGACGAAAAAAGCAAUUCCAUUUUGACUGUAGACCUAUUAUUCAGAAGGACCUAAAAAUAAAUUGCUUGAGAAUUUUCAAGAAAUAUAACUCAGAAAUGGUUGGUCCGAUCGAUUCGGUGUCUUCCGCAAUGUUUGAGGUUUUUAGCGUAGGAUUACGUCUUUCAUAAAGGGUGUCAAAUCAGAAAACAGAUCACGUUUUUAUGGAAUAAAGUUAACGUUAAUAACUAUUUUUGCUGCGAACGGACUUUGACGAUUUGCAUACCAUUCAAAUCGGAAAUUCUCUAAGAUUUAUUUGAUAUGUCUUACAUUAUAAUCCCAUAAGCUGUAAAUGAAUUAAAUCGAUGAAAAUUAAAAGUAUUCCCAUUUCCCCAUACAUUUGUUCUGUCCAUUUGUGUGCUUACCUAACCGUUCCUUCAAUAACGGGCAAAUUAUGCAGCCGCGAGGCAAAGAAACAACGAAUGGGAUAAGGAAAAGAGAAUAUUUGAGCCAUAAACUCUACCUUUGCACAGUAAGUACGCUGCCGCUAAUAUAUAAAUUUUGCACCUCCUCUGAGGAAAAUUUUCAGUCUCUUUCUGUAUCUGAAACAGCGAACAUCGUUAAUUCUGCUCGUUUUGUGUCAUCUUCGUUUCCCGUCGAACUGUGGACGCGAGCGAAUAUUCCACUCGCUGUGCAUCAAUCCACUCAUCUUCCCGAGCCAUGCGAAAGCAGGCGUAAUCAUAAGGUUUUUCGCCAAAUUAUGUAGGGCAAAAUUCAGCUGGGCCAUCAUCGCCGGCUCACAAGGAAAAUGAUCCUUCUGCUGGAAUGCUAUGUUUGAUUUACCCAAAGUUAAUUUUUAGCACAUGUUAUGUCAUCCCGAUUUAUUACAUUAAAUAAACCAAAAAAUAACAGAAAAUGUUCUACUCCCCAGUACGUGUAUAUCAUUUGUAUAAUAUAUAUGCUAGAGCUAAUAUGAGCAAGCGAAACAGGAGAAACAUAGUUUGUCAAAUCACACGGCCCAGACAGAGAAAAAUAUCUAUUCUCAUUUACACCCAAAGUUAAAUGUUAGCACAUGUUAUGACAUCCCGAUUUAUUACAUUAAAUGAGCCAAAAAAUAACAGAAAAUGUUCUACUCCCCAAUACAUGUAUAUUAAUUGUAUAAUAUAUAUUCUAGAGCCAAUAUGAGCGAGCGAAACAGGAGACACAUUUAAAUGAAAGCAUAUGAAGGCUUUUCGUAUAGUUUGCGAAAUACACGGCCCAGACAGAGAAAGAUAUGUUCUCGAUCAUGUUCUUCUUUAUCCUCUUAGAAAACACUUUCCAACUUCAUUUUAUGAUGAGGUGUAAUAUUAUCACGCUUUUAUAUAACAGCACUGGCAGCUAUAUGGAUAGCUUAGUCGUAUGAAACAGCUUUGCAUUCCAGCCGGCCUUGGUUCGAUCCCCAUUGACGUCGUAUGGACUUUUUUUUAGCACAAUCCCAAAUGGAAUAAAGAAAGAAAAAAGAAAGGGAUGUCUGCUCCCACACAUAGAAACCUUUUUUAAGCUUUUAAAACAGCUCAUAUUUUGCGCAUUUGACCCUCCAGCACACGAAAUGGCAUUAUUUCUGCCAAAGAUGAAAUGUUUUCAGCCAACGCUAAUUUGGAUGUACGCAAUAGAAGUGCAACUGCUCCUCAUCGUCUUCUUUUGAGGCAUAUGAUACCAACAAAAUAGUUUAUUUUGAGAAGAAUGCAAGAUCAUAAUAGCUGUAUGUUAGGGUGGCAGCGAAAAUGGUCAUGUCAAAUUUCAAAAACCGACCAUGUACAUUUUGAGUGGGCUUCUUUUCCAGGAAGCUCAUUAAAUGACUACUUCGCAAGGGACUAAAUGUUCAGUUCCGUUUAGUUCCAUCUAGUAUGUCUUUGAGUAAUUACAAAAAGUUAAUUAACUUUUACGACAGUCGAAGCCAAUGAAAAGCAUUAAUUAUAGCAUCGAAUAUCUGAAGAAAUAUGGACGAUUCAUAGAAAGUCUGGACUAGACAAAGUAUAGUCUGUAUGUCUGGAUAACCCGUAAAAGUCUGGAAGAUUCCAGAUAAAUCUGGAAGGUUGGCAACACUGCCUUUGUGUGUUACCGUGUGCGUUUUCUGUGGGACGCUUGUUUGGUGCUGGUGCUGUUUGGGCUGUUUGGCGAUGCACGGAAAAUCCUUAUAGGUGCCCCAGGGCAACACUAAACUACAUGGAGCAUGACCCUUGAGACUUGCAAAUCUUGUCAUUUUUGUUGUUUUUAUGUAUCGCCAAAGAUAUAUUGAUGUGGUUAAGAAAUAUGGAAUAACGGUGGCUGCUUGUGGAACAAAUAUUUAAUCACAUGUGGCUGAGUGUGUGUCUUCCUAUUGAAGAGUUAUUUAUAAAACUUCGUUACAUUUAUAAGUAAUAUCGGAAAUGAUAAACAAGCGAACUGAAUAAAACGAAUGCGUAGUGUUUUUUGACGUAGAACUACGUCUUUCAGGAAGGGCACCAAAUCAGAAAACAUGUCACGUUUUUCUGAAAUAAAGUUAACGUUAAUAACUAUUAACUAGAGAUGAAUGAACUUAAGAAGUUUAAAACCAAAUAUGGAAUGGAAUGGAAUGAAAAUGCCUAAUGUUGAUUUCAAACACAUAUACACACACAGCUCGAUACAAAAAUGGAAGAUAUUGCGUAGCAGCAGUGGAAUUUCGUCCACAUUCACUUCACACCCUCGAAGAUGAAUUUUGGAAUAUGGACAUACACUGCAUUUGUUUAGAUACAACGUAUUUAAAUACACUCCUUCAUGGAAGUAUGCUUUACAUUCCCAGCAUGGAUUGGAUUAGAUACAAUUGGCGAUCUAACGCAAAACGUAAACGAUCGGUGAGACAUCUGGAUUUUGUUUUUGAAAAUGAUGAAAAUGAUGCAAAGAUAACCUAAAGCUCGAAAACAAAUCACGUAUAUUUUACAUCCGGCCUUUCCAAGGUAGUUCUCACAUGCAGGAAUCGUGCAUUUUUCUACUUGUAUUUGAUUGUGCUCUCGAAUUUCCUUCUUUAAUUCAACCAUUGUCAAAAAUUUUAUAGUUUUCACUACUGAAAGAGGUAAAUAAAUAACAUGUUAUAUAUAAAAUUGCGCAGAAUUAAAUUUCUUCCAAACUCAUCGCAAUCAAAUAAUCUUUUAUGAUUAUAACAUUGUAAUUUAUGGAAAAAACUACAAACCUUCCAUAAGCUCACAUGGCAAAAUUUAAAACCAUCAUCACUUUCACAGCAGCGCCGCCUAGGUGUAGAUUUGUACGUUAGAUCGCCAAUCACACCUCAAGCAAAUGAAUGGAAGGCGCUGAUAGUUUUCGACGAUUCUCUUCAUCAGUAAUUUGUUGUAGAAGAACCCAAAGAUGCGGACAUAUAAGUGAUACACGAAUCAAAUACUGAAGCAAAUAACUUAAAAGUUAUUUCAGAAAUGUCGAUGCAUUCUGAAAUAAUAUUCGUAGUGACACACAAGCGGAAUGAAUAAUAUGAUUCCGUAGUUCCACGUCGAAAAUGCGGUCGUGUCCUGGAUACAACCCCUUACAAUUUUUUUAUUUCAAAAAUAACACUUUAAAUUAAAAUUUCUCAAAAAAGGUGUUUUUAAUUUUAUUUAUUUUUUUGUUAUGUGACAGCAGACAACAAAUGAUGUUUAUUGUACAGUGCGCCAAAAUGGAAAAGUAAUGGACGAAAAAGUUAUAUAUUUAAAAAAAAUUGAUUUUUGAAAACUGUUGAAAUGAUUUGCUGUACUGCCAAAUUUUGCCAAUUGCUACCGUUCUCGAGAUACAGUAAUUUUUAAAUAAAAUUUACAGAAAAUCACCAACUUUCGGUCGUUCUCGUAUGUUUUUCGAGUUUAUUCAAAUAAUAAUUUUUUUCUGAAAUAUUUUAUUUCAAGUGUUCAUAAAAUGAUCGCAUUUUCUUACAGAUGUCUUAUUGUUUCAUAAUGCCUACAAUUUAUUUAUCAUUUCAUUUUGGAAAUUGCCUAUUUUAUUUUAUUUUUUAGAAGCAUAGAAGUAAUUCUAUUUUAUCUUCGGGAACAGGAAGAAAUGAAUGUGUUCCUUGAAUAGUAAUCGCUUUCGAAUAUCGAACCAUCAAGCUAUUACUUGGUAUUUCCAUACUCUAUUGUAGUUGCAUAGAAAAAUUUGGGUUAGUUGCUUCUUCUUCCGCGUUUGAGCCCAAUCGAAAAGUUUGCUUCGUUUUUUUUUUUUGAUGGGAUGUUCAUGUUCUUUAGCUAGACUAGCCCUUGUAGCUCUGCGUUUUAUCGUUCCUUCUAAGACGAAAAAAUGCCAUUCAACAUCUACAUCAUAUUUAUUCUUAAAUUGGCGAAGACUGGAAAGAUUCUUUCUAUUUUUAUAUUGUGAAGCAGCUUCAUCGGACAUGAAGUAAAUUUUGUUCAAAUUAAAGCUUUUCUUGACGUAUAAAAUAAAUUAUUGUUAAGAUAAAUAAGUUAACGGAUAUAGGCUCAUUACACAAAUCUUCGAAAAAUUGAGUAGUAAUUUAAACGAUUAAGCAUGCCUUUUUCCUUGAAAUAAAUUGCUGCGCAUAAUGACCUAGAACUUCAUUCCGUAGUACAAGAGUGUUAUUUUUUGAAAAAUCAAAUAUAUCUACAAACACUUCCCCGCAAGUUGUUUUUUGUUUUUCAAAAAAGUACACUGCUCUUUUUUAUUGAAAUCAUGUGAUAUCCAUUUUUCUAACUUUUGAAGGAAAUAGGAACUUUCAUGUUGUAAUUCGUUGUGAAGAAGAUUCAACCAUUAUAGUCGAAAAUUAUCUACACUUUCGGGAAAAUUAACUUCUAGGUUAAAAAGACUCGAAAAGAUUCAAAAACGAUCAAAAGUUGAAAAUUUCCAGUAAAUUUUAUUUUCAAAUCACUGUAUUUCAGAAACGGUAGAAUUUAGCAAAAUUUUGCCGUACAUUCGUUUGACACCAAAUUAUGCGUACUUUCAUAAAAUCAGGUCUAAAAACAAUCAUAAGAAGCAUUUCAACAAUUUUCAAAAAUUCAACUUUUUUGUCCAAUAUUUUUCCAUUUUGGCGCACUGUACAAUAAACUUCAUACGUUGUCCUCUGCAACAUAUAAAAAUAUUUAAACAACACUUUUUUUUCGAGAAAAUUGAGUCAAUAUUUUCGAAAUAACAUAAAAAUAAAACAUUCUUUUACAGUGCAUACUUUCUCCAUAUAGCAUCAAUAAUAACCUAAAACAUUGCGGAAGCCACCAAAUCGAUCAGACAAACCCUUUCUGAGUUAUAUUUUGUUGAAAAAUUUUCUUAGGUGAUCUUUGCUUAGACCCUUCUCAAAAGGAAAACUAGAGCCAAAAUGGCAAACCGACGAUGCGAGUUAUCCUUCUUGGUAAUAAAGAAUGCAUCUAUAAAAUUCGAUCCAAAUAAAAAAAUACAAAAAUAAAAUUUAUGAAAAAAUCGUCAUUUGCGGUGGAAGGAAGCUCUAAUGUCACAAUUUCUUGCAUAUUAAUAAAUCCUAUUUCAUGCCUUAGGCAAAACAGAACGAAAUCCACAUUUCAAUUUGCUGUUAAUUUAUCUUCGGUGUUCGAAUAUCAGUUGUAAUUCAAAACGUUUGAAGCUUCGCAAAUGAUCAUAAAGUUAUCGAACACUUCUGAGAAACAACAAACAUUGUAUUAUGGAAAACUAUUGAAAAACAAAAUGCAAAAUGAAUCGAAAUAUUGAAAAAAAUGAACCUAAAAUCAAAUACACCAAUUUUUACUGAAGCAAAACAAUAAAACAUAUUGGAUUAUAACUGUGUUUCUCAAGCCACAACCUUGCAACAAAGCUUAUGCGCAUAUAUCAAAUAGCUAGUAAAUAAUUUCUGUUUAGAAAUCGAUUGAUCAACUUGUACUACAACUUGUACAACUUGUACUAAUCGUUGGCAUACGAUUUGCGUGAUCCCUGGUCAUCUAUGUUAUCGAAGGACAUAUCGAACAAGCAUCGAAUGUCCAUGUAUUAUCAUCACUGGUAGAGCUUAAGCAAAUGAAUGAAAAAAAAACAAAACAAAAUACUCUAAUAAACUGCAAUACCCCCUUUUUUUGGUUACCGUCGACUCGAUGGAACUGAUUUCUCACUGUGUGGUUUAGAAUGAAAAAAAACACCGAAACCGAGAUAGUUCCUACCAGGUCAGCACGUAGCAUUUUUUAAGCAAACAUGUCAUGUUAAUAUGGAAACCGAAAACAAUAUUCUCAUGUUACAAUAUCCUCUUUCUCGAAUAUUCGCCAAUACGUGCAUAAAUAGAGCAAAAAAAAUCUACACUUCACUGUUUCUGAAGGCAAACUCGUUUCUAAACAGACAGUAGAAUAAUUUUUAAGUACAUGUGUUGAUAUUAAUGCUACUCCAAAAAGUCGAACAUCAUAGAAUUAAACACUUGUGUUUGCAAUUGAAAAGGAAAAAACCGUUGUGUAAAUUGCUUUGUAUAUUUUUUGUAAAAUAUUUAUUGAAUAAUCGGUUAAUGAUAACAUGUAAAAUUAUGCUGAUUAAACAUACAACUAAGAAAGACUAAUCGAGUAAUAUUGAAUCAGAACCUAUAAAUUAUGUAGAUGUUGAAAAAAAUACUGAAAACAGAAAAGGCAAAACACACACACACACCAGAGUUAAACAUAACAAUGAACAAAUUCAACUAAAUGAACGAAACAAAAUAAUUCGUAAUACAAACCCAAAUGUUGAUUUAAACUCAAUACGAAUAAAGUAUGUAAAAUUUCAAUCUUUAAA
Molecule: messenger RNA, 14281 nt
Organism: Toxorhynchites rutilus septentrionalis
Lineage: Eukaryota; Metazoa; Arthropoda; Insecta; Diptera; Culicidae
Gene: Dab
Product: protein disabled
Exons: 8
Coding region: 640-6966 (2108 amino acids)
Source: RefSeq, a predicted model, not a curated record